This is a messenger RNA of Pollicipes pollicipes, 1786 nucleotides long. RefSeq names its product spastin-like. Gene Ontology annotation, molecular function: ATP hydrolysis activity; ATP binding. NCBI's taxonomy places the organism in Eukaryota, Metazoa, Arthropoda, Thecostraca, Pollicipedomorpha, Pollicipedidae. Gene Ontology annotation, cellular component: microtubule cytoskeleton. The coding region runs from base 137 to 1381 and encodes 414 amino acids. The record is from RefSeq and is a predicted model, not a curated record. The transcript has 9 exons.
AGUCCCCGAGUGCGUUGCGAUGUCCGUUGGCUGUCUGUUCUUGUUUCUCGCACGGGUCACAUUAUUGUUGUAGCUACUUCUGGCUGCUCUGUGCUCCUCAUUUCUAUGGGAUUAAAUUUUCCACCUGUCCUUUGGCAUGGACAAUGCAAAUUACCUAUCUGACGCAGGCUUUACUGAGCCGCAGCUGGCCAAACAGAAGCUGCAUAGCAAAAGGGCAUUUGAAUUGAUUGGACGGGCAUUGAAGCUUGAUGAAGAAAAUAAGACUGGCAACCGCGCGGAGGCGGUGCAGCUGUACCGUCUGGGUAUCGCGGAGCUGGAGCGGGGCAUCGCGGUGGACUGCUCGGGUCGCGGCGAGGACCGCCGUCGCGCCCAGCGCCUCCAGGCCAAGAUGCAGACCAACCUAGCCGUGGCUUCCGACCGGCUGGGCUUCCUCGAGCGUCACCUGUCGAGCACCGACGGGCCCACCUCGACGUCCGGCCUCAAGGGCGUCGACCCCAAGCUGGCCCAGGUCAUCCUGGACGAGAUCAUCGACGCCGGCCCGGUGGUGACGCUCGACGACAUGGCCGGCAACGAGUCGGCGAAGCGGGCGCUGCACGAGCUGGUGAUCCUGCCAUCGGUGCGGCCCGAGCUGUUCACCGGUCUGCGCGCGCCGGCCCGCGGGCUGCUGCUGUUCGGACCGCCAGGCAACGGGAAGACGAUGCUGGCCCGGGCGCUGGCCAACGAGGCGUCCGUCACCUUCUUCUCCAUCAGCGCCUCCAGCCUGACCAGCAAGUGGCAUGGCGAGGGCGAGAAGCUGGUGCGGGCGCUGUUCGCCAUCGCCAAGCAGCUGCAGCCGUCCAUCAUCUUCAUGGACGAGGUGGACUCACUGCUGUCCGAGCGGCGGGAGGGCGAGCACGACGCUUCGCGCCGGCUCAAGACGGAGUUCCUCUGCCAGUUUGACGGGCUGGCCACCUCUCCUGACGAGAAGAUACUCGUGCUGGCCGCCACAAACAGGCCGCAGGAGCUGGACACGGCCGUGCUGCGCCGCUUCCCCAAGCGGAUCUACAUCCCGCUGCCGGACGAGGCGGCGCGCGUGGCGCUGCUGGGCCGGCUGCUGUCGGCGCACGGCCAGCCGCUGUCGGCGCGCCAGCUGCAGACGCUGGGCCGGCAGACGGAGGGCUAUUCGGCCAGCGACAUCGCCGCGCUGGCUCGCGACGCCGCGCUCGGCCCCAUCAGAGAGAUGGACCAGGAGGAGGUGAAGCGAAUCGACCCCAAAAAGCUGCGCCACAUCAGCCUCGACGACUUCACCGACUCACUGCGGCGGAUCAGACGCUCGGUGGACGAGCAGGCGCUGGCGCAGUACGUCAAGUUUGGGCGAGAGUUCGGCGAGCUGCGGUCGUGAUGCGCCGCCGCGGCGGCGGCGGCGGCGGCCGAGGCGGCGCUCCAGAGACGCGGGCGGCCGGGGGACGAGGAUGGUGCCUGCCGGUGCCCGCUGCCGUGUCGGCGGGGGACGCUUGUCUGUCCCGCCCGGGCUCCGCUGUCUGACCGGUCACCCACCGUGUGUCUGUCCUGUCUCCGUGUGCUCGGUCUGCAGCUGCUGUGACGUGCUGGCCGCUCGUCGUUCCUGUGGAGCUGGCCUCAGUCUGCAGCUGCUGUGGCGUGCUGGCCGCUCCUCGCUCCUCUGGGACCGCCCUGGGUCUGCAGCUGCUGUGGCCUGCUGGCCGCUCCUCGCUCCGCUGGGACCGCCCUGGGUCUGCAGCUGCUGUGACCUGCUGGCCGCUCCUCGCUCCGCUGGGACCGCCCGUCU